Messenger RNA from Topomyia yanbarensis, 3927 nucleotides. Its product is annotated as eukaryotic translation initiation factor 4 gamma 3-like. Gene Ontology annotation, molecular function: mRNA binding; translation initiation factor activity; protein binding. NCBI's taxonomy places the organism in Eukaryota, Metazoa, Arthropoda, Insecta, Diptera, Culicidae. The transcript is spliced from 3 exons. The record is from RefSeq and is a predicted model, not a curated record. The coding region runs from base 735 to 2735 and encodes 666 amino acids. Gene Ontology annotation, cellular component: eukaryotic translation initiation factor 4F complex.
GCGAUCUCCUGCAUGUCCAUUUGAUAGUGUUGGUGCUGUCGUGCACCUCAUCGCAAAUCUUCGCAUGUUAGCACGUGAAAUGAAAGUUAAAUUUUACUCCAUUAGUCGAAAAUCAGGGUAAAAUCGCAUUUCAGAAUUCAUUGCACCAGAAAUCUGUCCGCCAAUAUACAGGUGAGACGAAGAAACUAACGUCGCGUCAAAAUUAACGCGUAUUACCUGUGAUAUUUCAAUUACAAAAUCGAGUGAUUCAGUGCGAAGGAAAAAACCAAAAGAAUUCUUGUCAAGUAAGCUUGUCAUUGGCAUACAUACUGGCCAAGGCUUGUAAGUGGAACUGAUACACUUUCAAAAUACGGGUGUUACGCGAUAGCAGUAGUAAAACUCUGGACACUGCCAAAAAGCCAUAUCCCCGUGGAUUAGGAUUAUACGUCGUCCCCUUUUUUGGAAUAGUUUAAUCUGGCCUUCACAACAUCAUUUUUGUCAACGUAGCAGUCAAAGGUCGCAAUCUGUGCUGUGAACUCUAGCCACAAAUCCAAACGCAUCUCCGCACGAACAGCGAUUUUAGUAAAGAAGCAACUCGAAGCAAGACUUAAACUCAACUCCUGCCAAGCCUCGUGCAAGAUUCACUGUCUUCAUAUUGUACCCUUUUUCUGCCACGAAUAUCAGGAAACGCGGAUCUGAAAAGGAAUCGCAGAAACUAGCUUAAAACGUGCUUUUUGCCAGUAGGAACAUUUACAAUGUCUGAUGUCACUACUGAUCCGGUGGCUGCCGACGAGCCAAGACAGUCGGGGGAGGACAAUAACAAUCAAAUUGAUCUAGCCGACUCGGUAGCAAAGCUAAACCUUAAUGGAGAAUCGACAAAUCACGUACAGGCACCAAACAGCGACAUCAACGAAGAGAAUGAAGGUAACAAUAAUCAUGCUUCCAGUAAUAAUAGCAUAAUAGAUGGUGGCCAUAAAUCGAUAGGGAAACGAAUCCGACGAACAUCGGAGAAGCUGCUUGGGGAGGAAACUGGUGGACGCAAAAAAUAUUCACUUGAUCAACUGUUAUCUUUGAAGGAUACUACAAUUAGCAGGGAAAAACCAACGACGAUACCGGACGUUUGCAGGUCCAUUUUGAAGUCUUCUCACAAUCCUUUUACUUCUUCUGGUAAGCACUACGGUAACCACGAUAAUGCACUAUUGCCCAAUUUCAUGCGGGGUGGAAUGGACAGCGGCGGAAUGACGGGCAGUCGACAAGCAGCUGCUCCAAUGAAACGGGCUCCGUAUCAGGGCAGACUGUCGGCCAAAGAAAUGCGAUCUGGCGGGGCGGAUGAUGUGGACAGCGGUAUUAUCAAGGUAAAUUUGAAUAUCACCGAAGAAGUGAAACUUCGCGAGUCGGCCAAUGCCUGGAGACCACGUUUUCUAAUGAAACAAGAAGAAGGUGACGAGGAGACAAAGAAAACUCAGGAACUAUUCAAGAAAUUCCGCAGCGUGUUAAACAAGCUGACACCGGACAAUUUCAACGUACUUGUAGAGCAGGUUAAAACAUAUGAAAUUGAUACGGAAGAACGGCUGGAUGGUUGUAUUAAGAUCUUAUUCGAAAAGGCUAUUAUGGAGCCUAACUUCACUGAUACGUACGUCCAAAUGUGCAAAGAGAUUGGGAGCAUAAUCAAAAUUAGUACCGGUGAUAACCAGCAGGCCGCCGACUUUAAGCGCAAACUCAUUACUCAGUGUCAGAAAGAAUUCGAGAAACAUCAUACUGAUAAAGAGCAGAAUGCAAACGAGAUCGAGGAGACAAAGAAAAAAGCUAAUGAGGAGACUACAGAAGAAGCGGAGGAUCUUCAAUUCGAAUUGGAAGAGAAAGAUAUUAAGAUUCGAAGACGUGCUCUCGGAACGAUUCGAUUCAUUGGCGAAUUGUUUAAGCAUAAACUGCUCACGCAUAAAAUUAUGUACAGUUGCAUUAAUAUUUUACUGAGUGAAGACAUGCUGGACGAAGAAACGCUCGAAUGCCUGUGCAAGUUACUAACCACGAUAGGCGGUCGAAUGGAACAAGAAUGCGAUCCUAAUGGUUUGCAGUAUUGCUUCGAUCGCUUGCAAGAGAUUGCUGACAAAAAAUCCACUCUACAAGUAUGCAGUCGCAUUCGCUUUAUGAUCCUCGAUAUAAUGGAUCUUAGGAAAAACAAUUGGCAACCACGAAGAGCGGCUGCCGCACCGAAAACUAUGGAACAGAUUCAGAAGGAAGUGGAAUCUGAAGAGAACAAAAAUAGGAUUUUGAAUUUUGUUCUGUCAGGUUCUGGUCGGGGUGGUGGCAGUCGACAAGAUAAUGAUCGUCAUUAUGGCGAUGGUGGGAGUACACCGAAAAACAAACAGCGAUUUGUUGAUGAUGAUGGUUUUGUGCAGCCGGUGUCGAAUAAGUCGGUUCGCACGCUGCCGACAUUUGAUCCAAAGAAACUCAAUUUGACUCAAAAAUCACCGGAAGUAACUCGUCUCGGAUCGGCGUCUAUGUUCCAGGGCUGGGGCAAGAAUAAUGCGUUUGCGUCACUCACUGAUGAUCAACAACAGAGUGCUGCUCCGCCUAGUUUCUUUGGCUCAGGAGGUUUGGGUGGAAGUGGUCCUAGCAACUCCCAGUCGUCUGGUGGAGGUGGUGUUGGUAGUAAAGGUGGUGGUGGUGGUGGCUACGGCGGUGGGAAUAAAAAAUCUGGCGGAAAUGGUGGCAAGAAGCAACUUUAUCAUGGAAGGAACAGCAGUCGCUUCUGAUGAAAAACAAACACGGCAAAUGAUUAAGUUUUCCAGUUUAGGAACAUAAUUUUCUAAAUUUAUUCUGUUUCAAUUUUGUGACCUAACAUUUGAGAAUGCAUACUUAGGGGAGAAACGAUUGUUUCUAUUGUAGCCAUGAAAUUAUAGCGCUGUUCAGCUAGUGAAUCAAAAUUUUGAAUCGAGGUAUACUUUCACGCUGACAGACUACUACUACAGACUAGUUAUGGUGCACUUUAUUUUAUAGAAGAGAGCAACCAUCAUUUGUUAACAGGUGUUGCUUUUGUUUUUUGUUUAUAUAGGUUUUCCAAUAAAAUAUCAAUUGUUUUUGCGCUCAACUGCCCACAAAGCAGCAUUUUUUAUAAAAAAUGGCGUUGAUGUAAUUUCCGCUUACAUAAUCAAGCACUAAUUACAUACGUAGUAAUAACUAACCGUACAGCCAAUUUUACUAACAGAAGUUCCUUUUAGUACUUUGAUGGAAAAAAUGGAAGCUGUCAAUUCCAAAACUAAUCAUGUAUCAACUAUCGAAAGACUACGUAAGAGCAUAUUGUCACAGAGUGUUCUAUCAUAAAUAAAUGAUAGAGCACAGCAUGGAAGACAAACGGGAAUACGGGAAAAAGUGAGAUUAACAAACAAAUCAUGAUAAGGAAAUACAACAAACAACUUGAACAGGACUCAGUUGUGCUGCUUAGUGGUAUGAAUUAAAUAACGCGAUAAGUUUCCUCAUAUUACCUGGUAAUUCCUGCUCGAGUUGAUGCUUUCACAAGAAGAGGAACAACUGCAUCUAAAUCUGAGAAAGCAAAAUAAUACAGAACUAUCAAUACGAGAUUAUGCUCAAAAAAAUUGCUGCGUUCGCUCAUGAAUGGGGGAAUGAACCUGUGGCAAAACAAAAAUAGGAAAAUGAUAUUAAUUUAAGACGAAAUUUCGAAAAAGGAACUUAUACAUACACUCGACCCUUACAGAGAUAUAAAGAAAAACUGAGUUGAUUGAUGAUAAGUAAAACAUGUAUGUAUGAACAGUAAAACAAGAAGUAAUAAAUUUUAAUAAAUACGAUACAAACAGAAAGGAAAACGGAUUGAAACCCAAACCAAGGGUUUAUGAAGAACUUGGGCAAACAUUUGUACUUUUUUUCAAUUUACAUGCAACAUGUAGGCAGUUGAUACACAACAAAUAAUAAAAAUCCGUUAUCCUGAAA